UUGUAGCACAAGAAAAGAACACAGUGAUUGCCCAGUUGCUUAUAUUCUUUUCCAUUAUUAUUACUUUUCCCGCUCCCUCUGCACUCUCCAUUUUGAUGCCUAAACAAUCUUUUAAGUUUUCUAUUUCUCCUUUCUACUUCCAAGAAAAGUUCUAACAACAUGAAUCCAAACUCAAACUCAAACUCAAGAACUCCAACUAAAACUCCACUUCAUCUCUCUAAUAAUAAACCCCUUCAUCUUAAUCCUCAACAAAAGUAUUCUGUCUCACAGUUUCAACUGCAAAAUUAGGACAAGAGAGUGGAAAUGCAGGGGACUCACCGCAAUGUCGUUGCGAGUAGGAGGGCAUCAAGUAGGGAAAGAAAGCUGGCCUUGCUUCAAGAUGUUGAUAAUCUUAAGAGGAAGUUGAGACAUGAGGAAAAUGUACACAGAGCAUUGGAGAGGGCUUUUAGUAGGCCUUUGGGAGCUUUACCUCGUCUUCCUCCUUAUCUCCCUCAGCAUACAUUAGAACUUCUUGCUGAAGUAGCUGUACUGGAGGAAGAGGUUGUUCGGCUAGAAGAACAAGUUGUAGAUUUCAGACAGGGUCUCUACCAAGAAGCUCUUUACACCUCCUCCAGAAAGAGUACAGAGAAGCCUACUACUGUUGCCUCGAUGACCAGUUCUAGAGGAAAGCACAGUAGAUCCUUUUCACAGAGUGAAGUCAAUGUUGAAACUUCUCCCCCGACAAAGCCUUCACCAUCUACUUCGAGGACUACUACGAGGAGGAGACUGUUGUCAUCUGACCCUGUAUGUGGUCAAGACGAGCAUUCCUCUGAUAGACACACAAGUGAUAAACAAUGUUUACAGAAGCUUGACACCUCUUUGGAAGAUGGGUUAGGAAAAGAGAAUCAAUUGUGCACAAACAGUACAAAGGUUAAGCAAUAUCUGGGAAAUGAAAGUGCAAUAGCCAGAACACCAGCGAAGAGGCCUCCAAACAAACCUAAAUCAUCUGAAAAAACUGUUGAUUUUCAGAAGCAGGAGUGCAUAGCAGUGGAGCAGGAAAUAGCACAAGAGAGCUCUUCUGGUUCUUCAGAGAGGAAUUUGGAAACUGAAAGUAGUACAGCAAACAAAAUAUCUGAGGAUGUUGUUAAGUGCUUGUCUAGCAUAUUUCUGAGGUUAAGUAAGUCUAAGGGUAAAACAAUGGAAUCAGAACUGUUGUCGUCUGUAAUUGCUUUGGCUUUUGAGGGUGAUAAUAAGUUCCGGGAUCCGUAUGGUAUCUUCUCUGAAUCAAGAAGAGAUAUUGGCCCAUAUAAAGAUGUUUCUGUCAUUGAAGCUUGCUCCAUAGACCUGAAACGGAAAACAAAUGCUGCAUUUCUCAUCAACAGACUAAAGAUCCUCCUUGGCAAGCUCGCCUCUGUCAACUUAGAGGGUCUAAACCAUCAGCAGAAGCUUGCUUUCUGGAUUAAUACCUAUAAUUCAUGCAUGAUGAAUGCAUUUUUGGAGCAUGGGAUACCUAGAAGUCCUGAAAUGGUUGUAGCACUGAUGCAAAAGGCAACGCUUACAGUUGGAGGACAUCUGCUAAAUGCAAUCACAAUUGAGCACUUCAUCUUGAGGCUACCUUAUCACUUGAAAUAUAAUUCUGCAAAAUCAGAAAGAAAUGAUGAGAUGAAGGCACGCAGCAUUUUUGGAUUUGAUUGGUCUGAGCCCUUGGUCACAUUUGCCCUCUCUUGUGGGAGUUGGUCAUCUCCUGCUGUGAGAGUCUACACUGCAUCCCAAGUUGACAAGGAGUUGGAAAUAGCGAAGAGAGAUUACUUGCAGGCAGCUGUUGGAAUAUCAACAAAGAAUAAGAUAAUAAUCCCUAAGGUUUUGGAUUGGUAUCUCCUUGACUUUGCGAAAGACUUGGAAUCCAUGCUGGAUUGGGUAUGCCUCCAGCUACCUGAUGAUGUCAGGAAUGAAACAGUUAAAUGUCUCGAGAGAAAAGGGAGAGAGCCUCUUUCGCAAUUGGUCCAAGUAACACCGUAUGACUUCAGCUUCAGGUACCUUAUACACCGAUGAGAGUCGUCAUAUGAUCGAGAACCUUCAGGCUGCAGGGUUCUCUGGACUGGGGGAUGACAGGUCUGUUUUGCUGAGAAACAAAUAAGUGUAUAUAUACUUGAUGUGGUCCAUCUAGGAUAUGCAGGUUGAAACAAACUUCUCCUGCAAAUAAGUUUGGGGUGUGGUGAUUGGUUCAUUCAGAUUGGGUUUAAGGGGGGAGAAUAUACAAUAACGAAAAUUUUGUUUCUCUGUUUUGAGUUUUCAGCGAGAGAUUGUUAGAACUGUAUUUGUGGUCACUGACUAUUUAGUUAGAUGUAUAACAACAUAAUGUCAUAAUGCGCCAUCUGAGAUGACUAAAGUGUUGAUCAGUUGUUGCAUCUUUUAUUACAUUAGCAGUUUUUUAAAUCUAA
Molecule: messenger RNA, 2420 nt
Organism: Daucus carota subsp. sativus
Lineage: Eukaryota; Viridiplantae; Streptophyta; Magnoliopsida; Apiales; Apiaceae
Exons: 10
Coding region: 304-2031 (575 amino acids)
Source: RefSeq, a predicted model, not a curated record